This is a messenger RNA of Suillus plorans, 348 nucleotides long. RefSeq lists its product as uncharacterized. NCBI's taxonomy places the organism in Eukaryota, Fungi, Basidiomycota, Agaricomycetes, Boletales, Suillaceae. The record is from RefSeq and is a predicted model, not a curated record. The transcript has 2 exons. The annotation marks the transcript as partial.
AAGAAAAGUAGAGAAUUGGAUCCUGCAAUGGAUUGCUUGAUAAAUGCCCAUCUCCGGGAUACAAUCCAGUGUCGAUGCAGAGUAUUUUGUGUUCACUUUGACGAAAUAUCUGCCAUGUAUGGAGAUUCCAACCUCUGUGACUAUGGUCUUAGCCUUGUGAUGCUUGACUCCGUACUUGAUUGCAUCGUGGACUGUGCGCAACAUAAAAAAUUUGUUACCAUUCAAGACCUCCACAAAGAGACAUGGUGGUCUGGUUCUGACGAGUUUGGUGGUGAUAUCAUUGCCAUUGUACACUGUCUCUUCCCAGUCCCUACCUCCACACCAGUUACUCACUUUGGCUCCUCUCCA